AUGUGGAAGCCAAAAUUCUUGACACUCACUCAGAGCGAAUUGUUAUUCUAUGAAGCAGUCCCACAAAUGAAAACCGAGUGGGCCGAGCCGCGCAUAACUCGACCGUUGGUUGCCACAAGGGUUGUACAAACGACGUCACGAACAGCCCCAGUUAUGAAAGGACUAUCAGACGUCAUAUCGCUUCGGAUACGAACGGGCACCCAGAAUGGAGUGCGAACGCAUACAUUACGGGUAGAAACCCAUGCUGAUCUUGCUCAGUGGGUACGAGCGAUCGUACUAGGAACCUACGAGGCCUGUUCAGAAACAUCGCAGGUGACAUCGCCUUGUAUUUGCCGAGGAGAGAACUGCGAGCUAGUAGUGAACUUGGACACAGGAAUUUCCUUAUCAGGACCGAAUCGAGAGAUAAUAUGGCAGCACCCGUUCGAAUCUAUUCGAGCGACAGGUGACGACGGUGGUAGAUUCCUAUGGAUAGACUUCGGCCCUCCAAGCGGCGAACAGAAUAUUUGCGAACUAGUUACCAAAGGAACUGGACCUAAUUACAUCAGCAAAACCGAUAGUCUUCAUUCUGCACUCUUUUUUGGCGACAAAAGUCUACCGGUUAGGCCUCUACGCUUGACGAGUGAUACGAAAGAUUUGUGGCAAAAUGGACCAAAUAAGCUACGAAUUGUUUCUCUACGGUUACGCGAGCACAUGACGCCAACCGACGGUCGCGGUAAGGCCAUCUUAAAGAGGAAUCGUCGAAUCAUCCCAAUGCAGGCGCUCCGCUUAGAUAUUCCCAGAAGCAGUAUUACUCAGAAUCGCUAG
Messenger RNA from Ostertagia ostertagi, 804 nucleotides. The record is from the annotation of a GenBank genome assembly. NCBI's taxonomy places the organism in Eukaryota, Metazoa, Nematoda, Chromadorea, Rhabditida, Trichostrongylidae.